AUGGCUAGUGAUCGUUCCAAGCGCAAGGCCAGCGAUAGCCUCGAGGAGGAGUACUUUCCAACUAACAGCAAGACUGCACGUAGGCGCAAGCAAACAAUGCCCUCUGCGACUCGAUCUUCCGCGCGAAUUGCUGCCAGAGCCACCAGGCCCGACAAUCCCAGUCAUUCAGCGCCAAUUAUCUAUAACGACGACUUUCUAGGUAUCGGUAGUGGCAAUGGCGCAGCAGCCAACGUAACUGACUUCAACGCCCACUUACAUCCAGAUACCUCGAGAUACGCUGAGGUUUUCGGUGGCAUGAAUCAGGGCCUAUCUUCGCAAGCCCAAGGAGGCAUCUACGGAGCCAACCACAGCUUCGAUAUCGCGACUACGACCAACGUCAUCGGAAAUGGCAAUGGCCAGACUGCCUAUUACAAUGCGCCGUUGCCGCAUAUGGGUGAAGUUACAAGCAACGGCAUGACUGGCGGACGAGUCGGCGGCGCGUGGAUGAUGAACGACGGCUCGGAACAUGCGACGCACACCGGUAGUGGUGAUGCGUCAUUUGCGGCUCCCCAGCACCCACAAGGCACAGCUAAGACCAACUAUGUUCACUCAUACAACCGCGCAGCUUUGUGUGACUCUGUGGACUAUUUCAAGAGUCAUGAAGGGGGCAACUACCAUUUCAACAAGACCACCUUAGGUCUAUUGAUUGAUAGCCACGGAUCAAUCCGAGACUACAUUGAUGGCACAGUUGUUAUCACAAAUCUUGGCGGCGAGAAGAAGAGGGAUUCAACGACUGCGAAAAUGACUCAUGGGGAGAGCCAAACCAAGGAGUCAAAAUACUUCCAAUUCCUCACGAAUACUGUUUCACUGGGCCAUGCCGUAGUUAUCAUACUUGGUGAUAGGAACCCCAGGAGUCCCAUCAAGCCUGCGUUCCCGUACUCCGUCAUGGGCCACUUCAUGGUCACCGAUAUCUGGAGCGAGGCUUCGCUGGACCAUCAAAACAACAAGGUCGCAUUCUGGAUGGUUCGUCUCGAGAAGAUCCCUACCGCGCAGAUGUCAUGGUGGGUCAGUGGGACCGGAGACGACAGUCAUCUAUACGCUGUUGGGCAGAAUGUUUGCCCCAGCUUUAUCUGCUCUGAAUGCGGAAAUACCAGCAAGAUGAUUUACAACGAGGGGUGGACUUGCUUGAAACCUGAAUGCCCAAAUCAUUUUCAAUUCACGGUCGACAUCGGUUAUGGCCAGCAACAGUCCAUGGUACUUGGCAAAGUGCAUUACAGUACAACGUUCCUCCGCGAGAGAAAAGAUCCCAGUCUUUUGAUUCGUCACCCACUUGCGCCGCUUGUUCCUGCUCUGCCUACCAGAGCAGAUGCAGCUUUUGGCACAGAGAAAGAUUUCAAGAAGGGAAUUGUCUGCCCUCAAUGUCUCUGUGCGAGCCGCCGAGUUCGUUGGUGCCGGUGGGAGUGCGAGGAGCCUACCUGUGAUUUCACUUAUAGUGUUGAUUUUAACAUCUACUCUAUCGAUGAAGUGAGGAGAGAGACUAAGAUGGCCAAGAAAGCCAAGCCUAUGAACAAGGCCAUCGAGAUCAGCAACAUCGUCCAAGAGUGGACGACUACUAUUGCUGGCUACGAAGUCGACACAUACGCGCUGCCUGGUGAAGAUGGCACAGUUGUUGGCACAGUCUCUGUCCUUCAUGCCACGGAAGGCAUCUGUGCAAAACUGCAUGGCCCCGAUGAUAUGUACAUCAAUUUGCAACAAAGAGAUCUGAAGUUGCAGCGCAAGACAGCAAGACUUCAUGGUAACCGUGGUGAAGAGCUUACAUCCCACUUCGCUAGCAAUUGGGGUGCUCCGUACAAAUUUGGCGUGAUGGUUGAUACUACCGGCUUUGAUGAAGCUCCCGAGGAGAUACUUCGCGGUGUCUCUCAAUUGACCUGGGCUCAGGGGCAGAUCAUCAAUGCGAUUGAUCAGAAAAUCCAGGAUGACAGCAUCCAAUACGCAGCGACUUCGAUGUCCCUGAGAUCAGAGCCCUUCAAUGAACUCUUGUCAUUGGGAUACUUUGAAGACUGCGUCAUCAAUUAUCACGACGACGGAGAGAGAGAACUCGGGCCUACAGUUGCCAGUCUUUCUCUUGGUUCGCCUUCAGUGAUGCGUUUCCGACCCAAGAAGAGGAACUCAAUUGGUCAUACACCAAAGACGCUAGAUGACAAGUCGAAGAACAAGCCCGCCGUGUUGAGUUUUCCAUUGUACCAUGGUGACAUAUGCAUCAUGCACGGCACAGAUGUUCACAGGCUCUAUGAACAUGAGGUAAAGCCUAAUGGCAUGCUGCGGUAUGCCAUGACUAGCCGAUAUAUUCGACCUGAAACCAUCAACGACGAGGCAGUUCGCGCAGAUGCCCUGAUCAAAGGCAAACUGCCUGCGGGUAUAGAGGCUCUGGCCUACAAGGGCCAAGACGAAACCGGCGACUUGAACGACAUGAACGCAGAAGUAAGCUCUGUUGAAGCUCCUGGCACGUUGGUAAUGGACAGCAGUACAGUUCAAAGAGGUCAAGCGGACGAGCGUGCAGACAACGAUGUCUCCAAUGACUCGGGGGACAUACCAAACGCGGACGACCGCACGCAAGCUGACGCCGAUGCCAGUGUGCCUACUCAACUCUCUCAAGGCAGUAGCAUUUCACAAGCUACCGCACUUCUGGACGACCUCUGUCUCGACGCAGAGUAUCUUUCGCGGCUCUCACCGCAGCAGAAGCGAACCCUCGGCAACCGGCUGAUUAGAAUGGGUCUCACUUGCCACGAAGCAAUUGAGGAGAAUUGA
Molecule: messenger RNA, 2787 nt
Organism: Neoarthrinium moseri
Lineage: Eukaryota; Fungi; Ascomycota; Sordariomycetes; Amphisphaeriales; Apiosporaceae
Exons: 7
Coding region: 1-2787 (928 amino acids)
Biological process (GO): DNA repair
Source: RefSeq, a predicted model, not a curated record